AUACAAAAAAGGCAGACGGCUACCCGUUCGAAAAAAAAAACAGCAGCAGCCGGCGGCGGCCAUAGCCCAGGAGCCCGGAGCUGUUUCUUCGUCGCAGGAAUGGGCAAGGACGGCAUCCAGUACGCAGUGGUGGACGCCUUCACGGCGGAGCCGUUCAAGGGCAACCCAGCCGCGGUGUGCCUCCUCGAGGACGCCGCCAAGGCCGCCGACGAGCGGUGGAUGCAGUCCGUCGCCGCCGAGUUCAACAUCUCCGAGACCGCCUUCCUCCUCCGGGAAAAGUCCUCCGCGGCCGGCGCCGUCCCGCUGUUCCAGCUCCGAUGGUUCACCCCCGUCGCUGAGGUGGAGCUCUGCGGCCACGCCACGCUGGCUUCCGCCCACUUCCUCUUCACAUCCGUCCUCGCGGAGCACGAGAAGCUCGUCGAGUUCUCGACCAAGUCCGGGAUUCUUACGGCCAAAAAGGUCCCUGCGCCGCAGAGCACGGGCGUGUCGGGCGAGGGGAAGCUGUUCAUUGAGCUGGAUUUCCCCACGAUUGACCUUGUUGAUUGCCAUCCUUCCGAGCUGCCGGCAAUCCCCGACACCCUCAACGGAGCCUCCAUUGUCAGCGUUCACAAGUCAACGACGGCCGGUGACCUCAUUGUGGAGCUUUCAUCAGGAAAGGAGGUUGCUGAUAUCAUUCCUAACAUUCAUGAAAUUGAAAAGUGUUCCGGCAGAGGAAUUAUUGUUACAGGGCCAGCGCCUGCUGGAUCUGGCUACGACUUCUUCACGCGUUUUUUCUGCCCAAAAUUUGGAAUAGAUGAGGAUCCCGUUUGUGGCAGUGCACAUUGUGUUUUAGCACCUUACUGGGGUGGGAAGCUGGGGAAACACAAACUGAUAGCGUUUCAAGCAUCCCCUCGGAGUGGAAUACUAUACCUGGAGUUAGAAGCUACAGGCAGGAGAGUGCGAAUUCAGGGAGAAGCGGUCAGUGUGAUGACUGGCACCCUCUUAGCAUAACCCCUGCUCAAUGAACAUCCUAUGUCUUCACUUCAGUUGUGUGGCAUGAUUUCUCUGCAGCUAGGAAUAAAUUAAGUCUCUUUUCACCUGUCCAAAGGUGUUAGAUACACUGCUUCCAGACUAUGAAGCAGAGUGUAUGAGGAUGUUUCUUUUGAAUAAAUCAGUGGGUGUUCAAUG
Molecule: messenger RNA, 1167 nt
Organism: Zea mays
Lineage: Eukaryota; Viridiplantae; Streptophyta; Magnoliopsida; Poales; Poaceae
Biological process (GO): biosynthetic process
Cellular component (GO): cytoplasm
Molecular function (GO): isomerase activity
Source: RefSeq, marked validated